Messenger RNA from Adineta ricciae, 1631 nucleotides. NCBI's taxonomy places the organism in Eukaryota, Metazoa, Rotifera, Eurotatoria, Adinetida, Adinetidae. The record is from the annotation of a GenBank genome assembly.
CAUCAGGUUGUUAUUAUCUUGAUGAAAAUAAUCAAUGGAAAUCCGAUGGAUUAUUGGUCGGACCAUCGACAAAUUAUGAUGAAACUCAAUGUUUUUCAACCCGUUUGUCAGAAGUUGCUGGUGGAUUUCGUAUUUUACCGGCUCCAAUCAACUGGAAUUAUGUUUUUGCAAAUGCUGAUUUUCAAAAGAAUAAAACUGUUUAUUUGACUAUUAUCUGUAUAUCAUUAACUUACAUUAUUUCAUUGAUUUAUGCACGUUUGAAAGACAAAAAAGAUCUUGAAAAAUUAGGAGUAACAUCAUUACUUGAUAAUCAUAAAUCAGAUCAAUAUUUUUAUCAAAUUAUUGUUUUUACCGGUCAACGAAAAGAUGCUGAAACGAAAUCAAAAGUCCAGUUUGUGUUGUCUGGUGAUGAUGACACAACACAUAUUCGAACAUUUGUUGAUCCCCAUCGAGAGAUUUUUCAACGCGGUGGAAUUGAUUCAUUUAUUAUGGCUGUUCCAAAAUCAUUGGGAUUGUUGAAUUAUAUUCAUAUUUGGCAUGAUAAUACAGGAGGUGGUUCAUCAUCAUCAUGGUUUUUGAAAUAUUUAAUAGUUCGUGAUUUACAAACAAUGGAAAAAUUUCAUUUUAUUUGUCAACGAUGGUUAGCAGUAGAAAAAGAUGAUGGAAAAAUUGAGCGUCUUUUGCCAGUAGCUAGUGAAAUAGAAAAGAAUCAGUUUUCUUAUGUAUUAUCGAAAAAAGCCUAUCAUAAUAUAUCGGACAGUCAUCUUUGGUUUUCAAUAUUUUCUCGUCCAUCAUCAAAUAAAUUUACAUGUGUCCAACGAUGCACUUGUUGUUUUGUAUUAUUAUUUCUUUCGAUGUUUUUGAAUAUAAUGUAUUAUGAUCUCUCAAAUGAAUCUCAAUCCACAAAUAACACGAAUAGCUUAUCUAUUGGUCCUCUUCACAUAGCUCCUCAACAGAUUUUAAUUGGUGUGAUUGUUGAAUUAUUAUCAAUAAUUCCAAGCCUUUUACUCGUUCAAUUCUUUCGACGUAUUCGAUGUCGUCAACAACAAAGUUCACCAUUACAUCAAGCUUUAUAUAAAAUGAAAUCACAUUUAGAAAUUGAAAACGAAAAGAAAAAGAGAUCAGAAAGAUUUUUAUUUCCAUGGUGGUGUUUAUUUCUUGCAUAUGGUCUUUGUAUAAUAUUGGUGGGUAUGUCGAUUCUAUUUAUAAUAGCUCGAGGAAUUGAAUUUGGUGAUUUGAAAACAAAACAAUGGUUAACAUCAGUUUUAAGUGGAUUUUUCUCAUCUAUUCUUCUAACUCAACCAAUUAAAAUUAUAUGUUUGGCAAUGUUUUUUGCUUUUUUCUGUCAGAAUACAAAUGAUGAUAAAGAAGCUAAACAAUAUUUGGAUGAAUAUGAAGUUAAUUUCGAUAAUGAUGUUGAAGAAUAUCUUCAGCGGAGUGAGGUGGAGCAGAGGUCGAAACGAACCGGAAAAAUAGAGUUCGGUUCGAUCCGUCCCGAAUCAGUUUCGAAUUGGCCCGGUUCGAUUCGUUUUUCCUCAUCCUCCUCUAUGAUUCGGCUCGGUUCGAUUCGACCUUAUUUUUUGUUUUCUGAUUCGGUUCGAUUCGAUUCGGGCGAUUUUUUGAGAAAUUGA